Calidris pugnax (ruff) is the source of this 682-nucleotide messenger RNA. RefSeq names its product sterile alpha motif domain containing 4B (gene SAMD4B). Gene Ontology annotation, molecular function: mRNA binding; translation repressor activity; protein binding. Gene Ontology annotation, cellular component: P-body. The transcript is spliced from 4 exons. NCBI's taxonomy places the organism in Eukaryota, Metazoa, Chordata, Aves, Charadriiformes, Scolopacidae. Gene Ontology annotation, biological process: nuclear-transcribed mRNA poly(A) tail shortening; regulation of mRNA stability; negative regulation of translation. The record is from RefSeq and is a predicted model, not a curated record. The annotation marks the transcript as partial.
CCCCCCCCGCGCCCCCCCUUCGGGGACCACGCGCCCCUGUCCCCCCAGAGCAGCGUGGCCUCCUCGGGCAGCGAGCAGACGGAGGAGCCGGCCGGCGGCCGCAACACCUUCCAGGAGGACGGCAGCGGCAUGAAAGAUGUCCCCUCCUGGCUGAAGAGCCUGCGGCUGCACAAAUACGCGGCGCUUUUCUCCCAAAUGACCUACGAGGAGAUGAUGACGCUGACGGAGCAUCACCUCGAGUCGCAGAACGUCACCAAGGGCGCCCGGCACAAGAUCGCCCUCAGCAUCCAGAAGCUGCGGGAGCGGCAGAGCGUCCUCAGGGCGCUGGAGAAGGUGGCACCUUGGUGGCCAGCGGGUCCCCGGGGGUGGCACUGGGUGGCCCUCGGGUUCCUGGGGUCCCUCAGGGAUGGCACUGGGUGGCUCUCGGGUCCCCAGGGGUGGCCUGGGCUUCUCAGGGGUGGCACUGGGUGGCCCUCAGGUCCCCAAGGGUGGCAUGGGGUUCCUGGACAUGGCACUGGGGUGGCCUUCAAGUCUCCAGGGGUGGCUCAAGUCCCUUGGGUGGCCCUUGGGUCCCUGAAGGUGGCACUGGGUGGCCCAGGGGUGACCCCUGGGGGGGUCUCUCGGGUUCCUUGGGUACCCAGGCGUGGCACUGGGCUUCUCAGGUCCCCAGGGGUGGCCAUUG